This is a messenger RNA of Nymphaea colorata (pocket water lily), 2939 nucleotides long. RefSeq names its product U-box domain-containing protein 33-like. Gene Ontology annotation, molecular function: ubiquitin-protein transferase activity; protein kinase activity; ATP binding. NCBI's taxonomy places the organism in Eukaryota, Viridiplantae, Streptophyta, Magnoliopsida, Nymphaeales, Nymphaeaceae. Bases 1107 to 2474 code for a protein of 455 amino acids. The record is from RefSeq and is a predicted model, not a curated record. The transcript is spliced from 3 exons. Gene Ontology annotation, biological process: protein phosphorylation; protein ubiquitination.
UUCUCCUUACAUAAAUUUUGAUUUUAUAAUGAGACAUUUUUUUGUUUCUAAUUCUGCAGCAGGAAAAAUGUGUAGCUUCUUGGGUUGUUGCCAGUUCCUUCUUUCUUGAUAUAUUUUGUGCACACUCCCCAACAUGAAAAGAGUAACACGAUACCAUGCCUCCGACAUAAUGUUCCUAUGUCGAUAGAAGAAAUAAUAUCGAAAAAUAACAGGCCUAUUGUCAAAAUCAAACUCCACCCACCAGGCUUCGAGGUCUUACAUACUACGUUUAGCUUCAGGAGGAGGUCAAGAGUUGAAGCACUUUCUCUCCCCUGACUAGGAAUCUGCUUCUGUCCGAUCCAAGCAUUUCUUUUUUCCGAAAAAAAAGGGAGCAGAACUGUGUUAAUUUUGGAUUUUCAAAUCUUCAUCAAGAAAAAUUGCGAAAGAAAGCCAAAAUAUCCCGAAAGAACUUCGGAAGUCAGGACAUUUCCUACUUCGAAUAUAUAGCAGUUCCCUCACAAUAUGGUCAGCCAUGAUUUUUUACCUAGAUCUCCACUUGUUUUGGAACAUUUGCUUCACCGUAAACACAACGCAAUGUUUUGUUUUCUAUAUUACAAGAUAAAUCAUUGACUUAUCUCUUGGAAAGAUUUGUCAAAGGCUCCUGCCACCAUUGUGAAACAAUGUUAUCCUGCAUAUUAAUCUAUCGGUGAGUCGCACAAUGCUACAAAUACCAGAGAAUCUCUUCUCCAGGUUCAAUUUUAUGGUGAGUGAUGUGGUGAGGUCAAUCAAUAUACCUCUGACGUUUGAUUAGUAUAUGGAACAUGGUGAAUAAAAAGAACAUGGGAAUCCAUAGGGAAGCCAAAGCAAGAGAAGUGAACGGUUUAUAAUAGAUGAAAGGGUUCUAGGAAACAGUGUGAUGCGAGAAAUGAAUGCUGUCAUGUAAACUUCAAAACAAUGAAGUUAGACUGUGAAUCUUUCAAGAAUUAUAUCUGAUUUAGAUUUAACUCAUUUGGGUUUAAUGGCACCUAAAAACAGAUCAUUUCUUCUACUGGGUACUUCUGAUCCUAUCUGGAAGUACCAAAUAACGACUUGUAGGAAAGGAGAAAUCAGACCUCAUCAGGCCAGGAAUGGAUAUAGUCAGGAGACUACGAGAUAUCAUGGCAGAAGUGGAAAACUUGGCCUCAGAAAAGUCGUCACUCGAGUCCUUUUUCCCUGAGAUGACAACCCAGUUAGUAGAGACAUCUGAGAAGCUGCAGGAAGUACGCUUAUCUCUCGACGUUGCAGAGAAGGAGAAAUUGCAGAUGCAGAAGCAGAAGGAUGAUGUUGUACAAACGCUUGCGCAGAUGCUGCAAGAGAAGUUGGACAUGCAGAAACAGAGGGAUGAUGCCAUCAAGGAGAUGGAGGAGCUGCGCAGAGCGCAGGCUGCAGGAACAAUGCGGUUCUCUCAGGCAGAGUUGGAAGAGGCCACCAACAACUUCGAUAGCAGCCUGAUCAUGGGGCAAGGAAGGGUUGGAACCGUGUAUAAGGCGCGCGUCCAUCACACGGCAGUGGCCAUCAAGCGGCUGACUGUUGAUCCCUUGCCUUGUGGGCAUGACAUGGAUUGGGAGGUGGGCUUGUUAUGCAAAAUGAGACAUCCACACUUAGUCACCUUCAUCGGCAGGUGCAGCGAGUUAAGUUCUUUCGUAUUCGAAUACCUCGAGAAUGGAAACUUGGACGACCGUAUGAAUGCAUCCCCAUCGCUGACAUGGCAAUCCCGCAUACGAAUAGCUGCAGAAAUAUGUGACGGCCUCCUCUUUCUCCACUCCAUUGGCGUGGUGCUCAACAACUUGAAGCCCUGCAAUAUCCUCCUCGAUGCUAAUCUCGUCGCCAAGAUUGAUGUAGGAUUCUGUUCUUCCUGCAACAGUUCAGAUCUAGAUGAUUGGGACCCAAUGGGUAGCUUGGCCAACAUUUACCCUGAGUUCCAUUUAGGUGGUGGGCCUAUCUACUCAUUUGGAGUCAUUCUCCUACAGCUGCUUACUGGUCGCCCAGCACUUCUGAUAGCAGACGACAUUCAGCGUGAGGUGAAUAGAGGAGACUUGCAGGAAGUGUUGGAUCAAAGAGCUGGACGUUGGCCAUUUGAGCAGGCACUAGAAUUAGCUAAUCUGGCGUUGAGAUGCUGCGCCGAGAUCUCACUACUGCGUCCUGACUUGAAGUCUGACAUCUGGCGGGUACUAAAUGAUAUGAGAAUGAGGUGCUCAGAAUCUUCGGCAGCAAAUACCGCACCAGAAGCUUCUAGGCAACCUCCUGACUACUUCUUGUGCCCCAUUACACAGGAUAUAAUGCGCGACCCACACAUGGCAGCUGAUGGCUAUACCUACGAGAAAGAAGCAAUACAAGAAUGGCUGAAUGAUGGGCAUAGCACUUCUCCCAUGACAAAUCUGCCGCUUAGCCAUUCCAACCUCACACUAAAUCUUGCUCUUAGGUCUGCAGUCCGUCAGUGGCAUGACAGAGUGUGAAGAAGACUGUUGUUCUUAUUCUGUUCUGGGCAACUAUGGUAUCGCCAUGUCUUUAUUUUCUCUUUUCUCUUUCACAUGUAUAUACAUUUUUAGCCCUAAACAAUAAAACAGUUAAGACAAACUAUUGUUUGAAAAACAAAUGAUUGGGAACUCCGUUUCUGCUCAACUUCUCCAAGUGUUGGCUCUUAAGCUUUUAUGAGGUCCACUUCACAAACGGACUCCACCAACUCUCAUCUCCUACCGGCCUUCAUCCUGUCUGUUGACAACUUCUCCUACCGGCCUUCAUCCUGUCUGUUGUGACGACUCCCUCAGGAUGUAUAUGUCAAAUUUGAAUGAAAAACGUUGAGGGCAACCAUGGACUAGAGAAGACUCUUAUUCUUAGCAAAGCGAAGAUGCCGAAGACUAAGUUUAUUGCUAUUAUAUUGAAACAACAAGCUGAAGUUGUACAUUGAGAAUAACUUUCUU